Messenger RNA from Dictyostelium purpureum, 570 nucleotides. RefSeq lists its product as uncharacterized. The transcript has 4 exons. The coding region runs from base 1 to 570 and encodes 189 amino acids. The record is from RefSeq and is a predicted model, not a curated record. NCBI's taxonomy places the organism in Eukaryota, Evosea, Eumycetozoa, Dictyosteliales, Dictyosteliaceae.
AUGGGAAGAGUUGCUAUUAUCACUGUAAAAAUCAUCACAAUCGUUCUUGCACUUGUUACAUUUGGUUUAUCUUGUUGGGAAAGUGGGGAUGAGUUAAAAAAUUUUACAUGGACAGAAGGAUCUUGUAGUAAUUUGGGUGGACCCAUGAGAGCCACAAUAAAAGGUGGUUCAUUGGUACAGUGUGGUUGGAGUACAACUAGAACUGCAGUACGUCUUUUAUAUUUAUUAAUUUUCUUUAUUAUGAGUGCUCUUUAUUUUAUUGCAGUUUUUAAGAGAUCUACAAAAUUAUAUAUAGUUUCAAUUAUUAUAAUACUUGGUGUUGGUGUAAUGGGUUUUUAUUCAUUUAUUGCCGAUGGAAGAGCAGCAUCUAAUGGAAAUGAUUUUUGUAAAAAUAGUUUUAAACCUACCAUAGUAGGUAUAAAGGUUGAUUAUGAAUGUGAACCAGGAAGAUUCUAUGGUGUAACUGCCAUCAGUGUUUUAACAGUAGUCUUAAUGUUUGCCAUGGCUAUUGUAUCUUUCUUUAAACGUAAUACAGUAUUUGGAGCCGAAGGUUAUAAAACUGAAAUAUAA